GAGAGAGAGAGAGAGAGAGAGAGGGAGGGAGGAAGGGACCUUCAGGGUUCAAGUUGAUGUAAUAAAAACAAGAAAGAAGACAGUGAGGCAGAAGGGGGAGAACAAGAGGGUCUUUUUUUUUUAUUUAAGGUUGUGCUGUGUGUUUAUGUACAUGUGUGUGGGGGUUGAGGUUGAGGUUGAGAUAUCUCAGUCUUUGCCUCCUUAUAUUCCCUUAUCCUAGGUCUCUCUCUCUCUUGAAGAUUCAGAGAGAUCUCAGAUGAUUCAACAUCUACCUGAUUUUGAUUCUGAAACAUCGUAGCUUGUUAAGUAGAGGGCAUUGGGUGUAUACACGUUUGUCUGAUAUAUACGCAUUUCAGAAGCUCAGGUACAUAAGUAGAGAUCGUUGAUUAGUUCUGGGACCAUGAAGCAUAAAGAUGGGAAACCAAUAUCUCAACCUGAUAAAAGUUCCAGGACUGUCCCCAUGGCAAUAAUGUUUGUUGUGCUAUGUGGGUUUUCAUUCUAUCUUGGUGGAAUAUUCUGUUCGGAGAAGGACAGAUAUGUUAGCAAGGAGGUGAUUAAAGCCGUGGAAUCUCGGAAGGAAACGGCUGCUGGCCCUCUCCAAAUAAAAGGCAUUACAUUCCCUGAGUGCAGCAGUAACUAUCAAGAUUACACUCCGUGCACCGACCCAAGGAGGUGGAGGAAGUAUGGUGUUCAUCGGCUUACUUUCAUGGAACGGCACUGCCCUCCAGUAUUUGAGAGAAAGGAGUGCUUGGUUCCCCCACCAGAUGGGUACAAGCUACCAAUUAGAUGGCCCAAGAGCAGAAAUGAAAGUUGGUACAGGAAUGUGCCAUAUGAUUGGAUUAACAAACAGAAGUCUAACCAGCAUUGGCUGAAGAAAGAGGGGGAGAAGUUUCUCUUCCCUGGUGGGGGUACUAUGUUCCCCAAUGGUGUUGGUCCCUAUAUUGAUCUGAUGCAAGAUCUGAUCCCGGGAAUGAAAGAUGGGACUAUAAGGACUGCCAUUGAUACAGGAUGUGGGGUUGCUAGCUGGGGAGGUGAUUUAAUAGAUCGUGGGAUUCUAACAGUCUCUCUUGCACCAAGAGAUAAUCACGAGGCUCAAGUUCAAUUUGCACUGGAACGUGGAAUUCCUGCUAUUCUGGGCAUCAUUUCAACGCAGCGACUUCCUUUCCCUUCAAACUCUUUUGAUAUGGCUCAUUGCUCAAGAUGCCUUAUCCCAUGGACAGAAUUUGGUGGAAUUUACCUUCUUGAGAUUCACCGCAUACUCCGACCUGGGGGCUUCUGGGUUCUAUCUGGUCCACCAGUGAAUUACAAAAACCGUUGGAGAGGAUGGAACACUACUAUUGAAGAGCAGAAAUCCGAUUAUGAGAAGUUGCAGGAACUGUUAACAUCAAUGUGCUUCAAAUUAUACAAUAAAAAGGAUGACAUUGCAGUGUGGCAGAAGCUUUCAGAUAAUAGCUGCUAUAAACAGCUUGAAACCCCAGACUACUACCCACCUAAGUGUGACGAUGGCACAGAACCAGACUCAGCGUGGUACACUCCACUCCGGCCUUGCGUGGUUGCCCCAAACACAAAACUUAAGAAAUUAUCAAUAAAAGCUCUUCCCAAGUGGCCAGAAAGGUUGCAUGUUGCACCUGAACGCGUUUCUGAUGUUCGCGGUGGCAGUGAUGGUGCUUUCAAGCACGAUGACAGUAAAUGGAAGGCUCGAAUUAAGCACUACAAGAAGUUGCUCCCUGCGAUUGGGACCGAUAAGAUAAGAAAUGUGAUGGACAUGAAUACAGUUUAUGGAGGUUUUGCUGCAACGUUGAUUGAUGACCCGCUUUGGGUCAUGAAUGUGGUCUCCUCCUAUGCUGCCAACACACUUGCCGUGGUCUAUGAUAGGGGCCUCAUUGGAACCUACCAUGACUGGUGUGAGGCUUUCUCAACGUAUCCAAGAACGUAUGAUCUCCUUCACCUAGAUGGCCUCUUUACUGCUGAAAGUCACAGAUGUGAAAUGAAGUAUGUGCUGUUGGAGAUGGAUCGGAUCUUGCGGCCUAAUGGGUAUGCAAUAAUCAGAGAAUCCAGCUAUUUUGUGGAUGCUAUUGCUACCAUGGCAAAGGGGAUGAGAUGGGGCUGUCGCAAAGAAGACACCGAAUAUGGUGUUGAGAAGGAGAAGGUAUUGAUUUGCCAGAAGAAACUCUGGUACUCCUCUAAGCAAAGUUCAAGAUGAGAAGACAAAGAAAAGCAAGUUGGCAAUAUAUCUCAUGGAGAAACCGGUAAUAUUUAUAGUACCAUCAGUAGAAGAGAAAAAAGUUCCAUCACCAUUCACAGAGGAAUUAGUUCAUUUUACAAAACAAUUAAAGUUCAAAAUUUUAAUCUAAAAAUUAGAUUCCAAAAUAAUCUAAUUUUUUUUUGUUCUCGUGUUUUUCUGCGCAAUAUAUUCUUUGCAAGCCUGAACAGAUACUUCUUCUUGUAUCCUUCUGAUCUCAUGUUGUAUCCUUCUUUUUCGUUUUUGGCUUUUCUUUUUCUUCUUGUUUGUGUUAGAGCUGGAUAUGAAAUAUGUAAUGAGCUGAACAGUUACACCAUUGCAGCUCAUGAUUUUUAUGU
Ilex paraguariensis (yerba mate) is the source of this 2580-nucleotide messenger RNA. The record is from the annotation of a GenBank genome assembly. Lineage: Eukaryota; Viridiplantae; Streptophyta; Magnoliopsida; Aquifoliales; Aquifoliaceae.